This is a messenger RNA of Penicillium samsonianum, 282 nucleotides long. RefSeq lists its product as uncharacterized. The coding region runs from base 1 to 282 and encodes 93 amino acids. The transcript has a single exon. The record is from RefSeq and is a predicted model, not a curated record. NCBI's taxonomy places the organism in Eukaryota, Fungi, Ascomycota, Eurotiomycetes, Eurotiales, Aspergillaceae.
AUGCCUGAUGCUAACGUCUGGGCGGCACAGUACCACCGGGUCGAUGCUAGUUACAUCAAAGUUCAGAAGGGCCAGACUCUAACCCUUCCACAGUUGGUAUUGCACCCUGAUGUAUCUAGACCCGGUGUCACUGCACGUCAAGAUGACCAGGUGGAUGCUGUUACGGUACAGAUCCAGAAGCCUGAUUCUGAUACUGAUGAGAGCGAUCAAGAAGACGAUGCCAAGUACUGGGACGCAUUCGAUAUGGCUGAGAGGAGGAUGGCGAACCACUUGAAUAUUUAG